UGGGUCUCAGAACAGAUCAUAAACCAUUGAUCUCUGCUUUAAAAAAGGUAUCUGAUACGGCUACGCCGUUCCAACGUCGUCACCUUUUAUUCGUCAGUCAAUUCGCGAGUGAUUUUGCUUAUUUGCCUGGCAAAUCGAACGUGAUUGCGGAUGCGUUAUCCAGGAGCAACCCUUCAACACUGCUCGAAGACGACAACGAAGAGUUUGAUGUACAAGCACAGGUAGCAGCUUUGGUCUCAUCGUCUCCUUGUAGCCCGAUGGACUUUUUGGCUUCACAAGAAGCCGACGUAAGUUUGCAACGUUGGAUUUCACAUCAUGUAGAAGAUGCCACGUCACCCUUUGUACCGGGCAAACUACAGUCACAAGAGGAUCCGUCAGUUAGCUUAUGGUUUGAAACAACUUCGGAACCACCUCGCUUGCUAGUGCCGUCUGAUCGACAGCUCGAG
Messenger RNA from Paramuricea clavata, 446 nucleotides. The record is from the annotation of a GenBank genome assembly. NCBI's taxonomy places the organism in Eukaryota, Metazoa, Cnidaria, Anthozoa, Malacalcyonacea, Plexauridae.